AUCGUUCGUUGCAUGGGAUAGAUAAACCGGCGUCUGCAAUAGAAGUCUGGUGUGAAUACACGUGGCAUGGUACAUCUGCAUCUAAUGAGGUUGUCGCAUGCAUAGUAUAUCUUCAGGAAAAGUUAUCACGUAUUGUGAAGAUUGAAAGCAUAUGACAAGGAUACAAAGAAAUCUUGCUAAAUGGGUGACUGGAGACCGUUUUUGUAUGGAGGCCUGGCCUCUAUUACAGCAGAGAUAGGAACUUUUCCCAUAGACACUACGAAGACCAGGCUACAGAUUCAGGGCCAGAAAAUUGACGCUCGAUUGUCUGAGCUCCGCUACAGAGGCAUGACUCAUGCCAUGUUUCGAAUCUUUCAGGAAGAAGGAUUCUCUGCUUUAUACUCUGGAAUAUCUCCAGCCAUUUUGAGGCAGGCUACAUAUGGUACAAUAAAGAUAGGAAUUUACCAUUCACUUAAAAAGAUGUUAGUGGAAAAUCCAGACGAAUCCACAUUGUUUAUCAAUGUAGGCUGUGGAAUAGUGGCAGGAAUUGUGUCGAGUGCUGUAGCUAACCCUACUGAUGUACUCAAGGUUCGAAUGCAGGCUAUGACAGAAAUCAAAGACAAGGAAUCCAUGCUGCAAGCGUUUGGAAGAAUAUACAAAGAGGAGGGCACCAAAGGACUGUGGAGGGGUGUGGUUCCCACUGCACAGAGAGCAGCCAUAAUAGCUGGGGUGGAGCUACCUGUAUAUGACUUUUCUAAAUACUGGAUACUGAAAACUGGGCUUCUUGGAGAUCAUGUUGGCACACAUUUUAUAUCCAGCUUUUUUGCGGGAUUAGCUGGUGCUAUAUUUUCUACUCCAGUUGAUGUUAUCAAGACAAGAAUGAUGAACCAGAAGAACCUCAGAGGAAAAACGUUAUCGUCCAAGAUAUAUUCCUCAUCCAUUGACUGUGCUGCACAGACGGUGAGAACUGAGGGUUUCCUGGCUCUGUAUAAAGGUUUUAUUCCCAUCUGGGUCAGACUUGGUCCAUGGAAUGUCAUUUUCUUCAUGACCUAUGAACAACUGAAGAAAGUGAAAUGAUGAAUGGUCACACAAAAAAAGGACAAUCAACUAUGGAAUCAAAUGGGCAGUUGAUUUUUUAAGUAGUUGUUUUAAUUAGUGUACAUGUGUUCUAUUUACAUGUACUUGGGGAUUAAUUAAUGUAAAUGUGUUUAAAUGUACAUAAGCCUUAGUUGGUGUUUUAUUAGUUUACCUGAGCCAAAGGUUCAUUGAGUUUAUCAUAUGGUUCUUGGAUGGCCUGUGAUGUGUGUAGUACACCCCAUAGAAUAUAACCCAUAUUGUGAGAAAUCAAUAGUGUAAUUGGGUGAAGAAUUUUCACAUCGAAGAGAACAUUUCCCCUAAUCAAAAGGAACACAGAUACUGGUUUCUUAAAAGAAUAGGUUUCUUGAAAAAUAGUUAAUUUGAUUUGUUAAACUUUGUGCAGGAUAAAAAUAUAUCUUUUGUGGGAAAUUUUUCCACUGGGUACAAUAAAAAUCUAGUAAACUAUUUGAUACUGAAAAAAAUGUAUUUUCUAUAAAUCAAAAUUUAUGUACAUUUACACUAGAAAAUGUUUUCAAGGAAAAUAAUUUAUUUGCUUUUAUAUUUGUUAUUGUAUAACUAUUAUACAGUUAUUUCCAUGAAUCCACAAUUGAUUUGUAUGUAUAUAUAAAUUAUAUUUUUAAACUUAUUACCUUUAAAUUUUGUCAUUUUAAUCAAUUAUUAUGUACUAUUUAUUAUGCUGUUUAAUGAAAAUGUGAAAUUUUUUGAUGUUAAUACAUUUUUGUAUAUUUAUUUCUGUAUAAGUUUGACUACAUCUUUAAAAGGGUGGCAACAUAUACAUUUUCUUUGUUUAUUGAUUAAAUUAAGCUAUUAUUAAAAGGGGGCAUUCGCAUUCGUGUUGUACCGACACAUCUAGGUUUGGGUUGGGUUUUUUUUUUUAGUUUCAAUGUAUGCCAUACCAAAAUUCAUUCCAUUGUUGAAAUCCAGCUCUUCUGCGUUAAAAUUGUCCAUUGACUUACAUAUAUGCAACUUCAAAACGGGUCCAAUGUUUAAUAUACAAGUAUUUGGAGAUUUAAGAUGGCACUCAGCAUAGUGCUAUCUUUACCAGAAUUGUGAUUAUAUGAAAUAUAUUUAAGAAGGAACAACACAUCUUCAUAAUAGCUGACUUCCUUUUUAAACAUAAAUGAAAAUAUAAAUACCAGCAAUACGUACUUUAUAUUUCUUUUAAAUUUAAUUACCUAGCUGAGUUAAGCUCAGCAGGUUACUAUGUUGAUUGCUGAUCUGUACAUUAAGAGUGUGAGUUUAGUAGGGGUUUGAUCUAUAACUCACCUGAGCUGAAAGCUCAAGUGAACUUUUCUGAUCACCUGUUGUCCAUCCUGUCUGUCUGUAAACUAUUUACAUUUUCGACUUCUUCUCCAGAACCACGGGACCAAUUUCAACCAAACUUUACAAAAAAGCAUCCUUGGGUGAAGGGCUUAAGUUUGUUCAAGUGAAGGGCCAUGCCCCCUUCAAAUAGGGAGAUAAUCGCAAAAAUAAGGUGGGGGUCAUUUCAAAAUCUUCUCAAGAACCACAGGGCCAGAAAAGCUGAAAUUUACAUGAAAGCUGCCUGACAUAGAGCAGAUUUUUAGUUUGAAAAAAUCAUGACCCCUGGGGGUAUAAUGGGAUCACAUAGGGGAUCACAGUUUUACAUACAAAUAUACAGGGAAAAUCUUUGAAAACCUUCUUCUCAAGAACCACUAUGCCAGGAAAGUAGAAAUUCACAUGGAAGCUUCCUGACAUAGUGCAGAUUAAUUUUUUUUUAAAUCAUGACCCCUGAGGGUAUGAUGGGGUCACACUUGGGGAUCAAACUUUUACAUACAAUUAUAUAGGGAAAAUCUUCUCAAGAAACAAUGGACCAGAAAAGUUUAUAUUUGCAUGAAAGAUUCCUGACAUAGUGCAGUAACAAGUUUGUUUAAAUCAUGGCCCCCAGGGGUUGGGUGGGCCACAAUAGGGGAUCAAAUGUUUACAUACAAAUAUAUAGAGAAAAUCUUAAGAUAUCUUCUUAUGAAGAAUCACUGGGUCAGAAAAGUUUACAUUUAUAUGAAAGCUUCCUGAUAUAGUGCAGAUUCAAGUUUGUUAAAAUCAUGCCCCUUUUUGGGGAAGGGGGGAGCAAUAGAGAAUCAAAGUUUUACAUACAAAUAUAUAGUGAAAAUCUUCUCAAGAACCAUUAGGCUAGAGAAGUUCACAUGUACAUGAAAGCUUCCUGACAUAGUGCAGAUUCAAGUUUGUAAAAAUCAUGGCCCUCGGGAGUAGGUUGGGGCCACAAUAGGGAUCAAAGUUUUACUUGCGAUUAUAUAGGGAAAAUCUUUGAAUAUGGACCAAGAUAACUCAGGUGAGUGAUGUGGCCUCUUAUUUCAGAUUGCUUUCCACUAAAACUGCAUUUUUCAAAACUAAGUAAGCUAAAUUUGAAAGUUUUCAAUUUCAAAAUAUUAUUGUACAUGUACAUAUUCUCCACUUUCCAUCCAUCUUGGAUUUCUCAGAUGUGUUAUUCCUCCUUAAAUCCCCUCAACUGCAAUGGCCAAUACAAAAAUAAGCUAGAAACUCUUGGAUUAUAUCACAUGUAGCAUGAAUUGUGAAAGGCAAUUGCUUUUCAAUCGAUUUGUUUGAAUGUUUUUAAAAGGUUGCUGGUAGACUGAGGUUCAUCGUCGGAAACCUACGGUCGGUCACACUUCGUUUACUUCCUGUGGGACACACCGCUGAUAUUUUCGCAUAACUCAUUUAAAUACAUGACCUUACAUCACCUAUCAAGGACCAAUGGGAACCACCUCAAGUAUUCUCGGAACUCUGAGCAUCAGCAGUAAUGGUGAUGCCCAUGAAAGUGUGUGUGUUUUGUUGUGCCACUAUCAAAGAUCGGGGUUACAGGCUCUGUCGUCAAAAACUUCACCUGAACAGUGCAGCUAUGCUCUAGAGUGCCUAAACUUUACCCAACAGAUGCAUCAAUUGUGUGCAGCGUUUGUACGAAUAAAUGAAAUUGGGUAUGCAGUCAAUUGACAUGAAAGUGGACCAGAUGAAGGAGAAAAGAGAUAAGUUGUUAGGUAUGUUUAUAUUUUGAAUAAAAUUAAUUUCAAAACAAACUGACAAAGAAGUUGUAAAGCAUCUCGCUGAAAGCUUUGUAACUUAAACGUAGUCAAAAUCUUCGUUUUGAAAGUCAUGUUUUUCCAUUCCCCCAAACACUAGAAAUAAGGGGGCUUUUUCAUUGGUUGAAUAUUGCAAUAAGGAAUGGUAAUGUGACCAAUUGCAUAUAAAGAAGCCGAGACACACUUUCCAGCGAAAAUAUCGGCAUUGUGUCCCAUGGGAGGUAAAAGAAGUGCUACAACGUGUAUGAAUCAAAAAAAUCAUAUUUUGAAAUAUUAUAGAUUGUGGUUUUCAUGGCUGAUAAACCAAACUCAUCCCAGUAUUAAUCACUGUUAAUAAAUUAUUGAUAUUCAAUCUGAUGAAUGUAUGUAGAGAAAUUGUGAAUUCUUGAGAUAAAUCAUGAUUAUUCAAGAAAAUGGUGUAUUCUUUUGUUGCAAUAUAUUGUUUUGAUAUGCAUGAUUCUAUUAGACUCCUCAAAUUACACACAUUUUAUGAAUGAAUUUACACACAUUUUAUGAAUAAUUUCCUUGGAUUUGCUAAGUUACACACAUUUUAUUGUUGAGUUAUUCUGAACCUCUUUAUUUUCUUGUAAUUCCACUUCUUUUCUCCAUAUUUCAAAUAUUCAAAAUAAAAGAUCUGGAAGGAUGACUUGCCAGGGAAAAUAGAGAAAA
Molecule: messenger RNA, 4799 nt
Organism: Ostrea edulis (European flat oyster)
Lineage: Eukaryota; Metazoa; Mollusca; Bivalvia; Ostreida; Ostreidae
Product: kidney mitochondrial carrier protein 1-like
Exons: 11
Coding region: 181-1056 (291 amino acids)
Biological process (GO): mitochondrial transport
Cellular component (GO): mitochondrial membrane
Source: RefSeq, a predicted model, not a curated record